Messenger RNA from Xylaria bambusicola, 2304 nucleotides. Its product is annotated as adenosine/AMP deaminase. Gene Ontology annotation, molecular function: adenosine deaminase activity. The coding region runs from base 418 to 2139 and encodes 573 amino acids. The record is from RefSeq and is a predicted model, not a curated record. Gene Ontology annotation, biological process: adenosine catabolic process; inosine biosynthetic process. The transcript has 3 exons. NCBI's taxonomy places the organism in Eukaryota, Fungi, Ascomycota, Sordariomycetes, Xylariales, Xylariaceae.
UAUGAAGGAAAGUACUACUCGUAGCUUCUCAAGUCGGCAAUUGGGAGAGAAUAGGAUUCAAAACGACGGUUAGGCAGUGGAGCUCAACAUGGAACUGUAGGUAAGGACGGUCAUAUGGUUUAGUGGAUAUUAGUGGACAACGCCUUUCGCUCCUAUUCGCCCAUCGUCACCUAUUCCUAGAGACAGCCCUCACAUGCUACCUCACAACUAGGUUAGGCAUGUUGGUGCAGCAGCUUGGGAUCAUCGACAUUCACAGAUCAUUUCUAAAACUCAUAUAAGCGUGAGAGCAAUCCUCGCGAUUGACAGACUUCUAUCUCACUCCUUACUUCCUACUUCUCACUUCUCAGAUUACUCACUCGCACGCCUGUCUCUCGCCAUCUCCACUCAGCAUUAUCACUAGACCUUCACACGCCGAAGAUGAGUUCCAAACCAAUGGGCUUUACAGAUGAGGAGUGGGACGAGAUCUCUCAGGACAUCCCCAAGGAGAAUGAGCCUUUCCUACAGAAAUACCUCGAGGGACGCGAGGCACUCAUCGCGCAGGAGAACAAACAGCGAAGUGAUGCCUCGUUCCGCCAGAACCUCUCUCCCAUCGCUCGCCGCGCCUGUGACAUCGUCCAGCGCAUUCGCGACGAGGAGAAGAACACAGUCUGGACGCCCCAGCUCGAGGACUCGCUGGCGCAGAAAGCAGACAAGAUUACCGUGUACCCGGGCAUGAUGUUCUCACUAUCCAAGGACCGGAUGGAGUCAACCAAGCUUUGGCGCAUCGUGAGACGGAUGCCCAAGGGCUCCUUACUGCAUGCGCACAUGGACGCCAUGGUCGACUUUGACUUCCUCUUCGCCGUGCUUCUCGACACCCCGGGGAUGCACAUCCUGGCUGACCGCCCCCUGAGCGACCCGACGGCCCUAGAGGACGCUGCGGUCAAGUUCCGUUUUUUCAAGACCCCGCAGACCGAGGGGGAUAUCUGGGGUCAGGGAUAUGUCGCUCAGACACCUAUGCUGCUAACGCAAGCUGCCGACGCAUUUCCAGAAACUGGUAGACCGGGAUUUCUGAAGUGGCUAUAUAACCGCGCCACCAUCUCUCGAACCGAAGCGGUUGAGCAACACCACGGUGUCGAUCAUGUUUGGCGGAAGUUCUUUACCUGCUUCCGCGUCGUUAACAGUAUCGUUCACUACGAGCCUAUUUACCGGCAAUUUCUGCGCCGUCUAAUGUCACUCUUGAAAGCUGAUGGUGUCAACUACGCUGAACUACGGUUCUCGUGGGAUCUCGACUACUACCGACAGGACAGCGAGGUUCCGGAGGGCGACUACCAGGCCAUGAUGAACGUAUUGGAUGAAGAAGUGAAGCGGUUCCAAGCGAGCGAGGAGGGUAAGGGGUUCUGGGGUCUGCGCACGAUUUGGGCGACGAUACGCUCCCAAGGGACACGGAGCAUCAUGCAAGAUAUGGACAAUUGCAUCACAACCAAACUCACACAUCCGCACCUGAUUGCGGGAUACGACCUAGUAGGCCAGGAAGAUCUCGGCCGCACGCACCGUGACCUACUGCCGGAGAUAAUGUGGUUUCGGAAACAGUGCGCCGAAGAAGGUGUCAACAUUCCCUUUUUCUUUCACGCUGGAGAGUGUCUAGGCUCGGGCUCAGACACGGACCAUAACCUGUUCGAUGCAAUUCUGCUCGGCACGCGCCGCAUCGGGCACGGUUUCAGUCUCUACAAACACCCUCUCUUGAUCGACCUGGUGAAGGAGAAGCGCAUCCUGAUCGAAAGCUGCCCUAUCUCGAACGAAGUGCUCCGUCUCUGCGGGUCUGUUAUGAGCCACCCGCUGCCAGCGCUCCUCGCCCGUGGCGUCCCCUGCUCUCUCUGCAACGACGACCCUGCCAUGCUAGGACAGGACACCGCAGGUAGCACCCACGAUUUCUGGCAGGCGCUGCAGGGCUGGGAGAACCUGGGGCUUGCAGGUCUCGGCUCCCUUGCCGAGAACUCGGUCCGUUGGGCUGCCUUCGAGGACCAGACCACCGAGGACUGGAAUCGCGACGUUCGCGAGGCGAGCGUCGGCUCUGGUCUCAAGGCACAGCACCUCAAGGAGUGGGCCGUCGAGUGGGAGCGCUUCUGCCUAUGGGUCGUGGACGAAUUCGGCGACGAGUGAGCGAGCCCACCCCAACUCGAUCCGGCCUUGAUUCGACCCCAUCUGCGGCCAGGGUCACGACAAGCCAGGCCGCUUUACAACAACGUUGGACCCGGCGGAGAAGUUGUGUAGGGCGGGAACAAGUACUCAAAAUAAGAGGACCGGGUCAGUCCAGAUCCAAAAGAG